CCUCCCAACUCACUCCUUCUUCCCAUUUCCAUUUCCAUUUCCAUCCCCCCCUCCCCCGUUCGCUGCAACACUCGUUCGCUUCGUUUUGUUGCCUGCCGUUCGCUUCAUUUUUGCCCGCCAUCGCGACAAUCACUCUUUGACUUGAGCCGAGACACUUCAAAUCUUGUGGUACCCAACACCAAGCAUCCAAGCCCACUACCUCCUUGACCUCCACUCCAUCCCCUCACUCGAUUCCUCCUAUACGCCCGCUACUCACCUCUACCUAGCCAUUCACACUCGGUUUACCCUCUCUGAAUCGCGGCCGCUGACUCUUGUUGCUGCUCUCAGUUUGCCUCGCAGAGGCUCAAGCCAGCGAAGACGCGGUUGAUGACCGUGGAAAUCGAACAGGCUACCCUACUACGAAACAACACGGCGCCGGCCUCCAUAAACACCACAAUGACGACCAACGGAACUCCGUCGAACGGAAUGGCCGCCCAGAAUGGCAACGGUGCGAACACGCCGUCGGUCUCGAUCAUGUCCGCGCCGACCGCGAGCGACAGCAUCAUCAACAGGGGGGCGGAUCCAGCUCAGGGGCUCUACCAGACAUGCCUCACGCUACGUGAGCGGUUACGAGAUGUUCCGGAAUUCGAGAAGUUCCUUGAACCGCCAGAAGACGCGGACCCGAAUGUGCCAGAAGACCCCGUCACGCAAUUGUGGAGGUGUUUCCGGAUGGGAUCGAGUCUCUGCGUGUUGUUCAACGCGACACAGCCCGCCGAGCUCAUCCAGGAUGCUCGGCUGAGUCCGAGCUUGAAAACAGUCAACGACUGUAAAGCCGCGACAUUCCACUUUUUGAAGGGAAUCAAACAGGAAUUGCAAAUCGACGGCGAUGACGCGUUCAUGAUCCACAACCUCUACUCCGACGAUACAAACGGCUUUGUGAAGGUGACCAGAACCGUUCAAAGGAUUCUUGACAUACUCAAAGAACGUAACCUCCUACUAGAGCGAGGGAGCACGGAAGCAAGCCCGGAAGCCGAGAAGAAACCUCUGGACAGCCGAGCGCGAGUAGUGAAGGAGCUGGUUGAUACGGAGAGGAAAUACGUGCAGGACUUGGAGAUUCUGCAAGAGUAUAUGCGAUGUCUGGAACGUGAAGAGAUUGUUUCGAAAGACCUCAUUCACAACCUGUUCUUGAACCUCAAUCAGUUAGUGGACUUUCAACGGCGGUUCUUGAUCAGGGUGGAAACGCAGAAUGAUCUACAGCCGGAACAACAGAAUUGGGGGAAUCUUUUUGUUCAAUAUGAAAAAUCAUUUACUGUGUAUGAACCAUACGCUUCCAACUUUUACAGUGCCCAGCUUUUGGCUCAGGAGUCGCGAGAACAACUAAUCAAGAUGCCGCAUCCGGUCUUUGACAAUUUGACCGCGUUCCUGAUCAAGCCCGUGCAGAGAGUCACGAAGUACCCGCUGCUUCUGAGGGAUUUGAUCAAAUACACCCCCGCCAUGGAGUCCGAGGAGAAGUUCCUACCACAAGGAUUAGAGGCCAUCGAACGGAUCAACAGUCAAAUCAACGAAGCUAUCCGUAAGGCGGAGAAUGCUGAAAUUGUCAAGGAUUUGGAAGGACGUGUUGAAGAUUGGAAAGGUCACAAACUAGAACACUUCGGAGAACUUCUGCUGCACGGACAGUUCUCCGUGAUCAAAGGUGAUAUCAAGGGGGAGGUUGAGAGAGAGUAUUACAUUUACCUCUUCGAACGUAUUCUUUUGUGUUGUAAAGAAAUCGGCGCUAGCAAGAAACAGAACAAAACAAUGUCGGUGCGAAAUGCACGGGGAGCGCCCGGCGCGAACAAGAAGAAGAGUAAUCUUCAAUUGAAGGGCCGGAUUUUUAUGCAGAAUGUUACAGAUGUCAUUUCUCUGGCUCGGAACGGAUCUUACACAUUGCAGAUUUUCUGGAAGGGCGAUCCGGGUGUUGAAAAUUUCAUGAUCAAGCAUGCGAACGAAGAAGGUCUGACACAUUGGAAGAAGAUUCUACAGCGGCAGACGGACCAAUACACGAGAGGGGAUGGCCCUGGACGGGCCAGAGGCAGUGGACAGUCGACCGCAGCGACUCAGUUUGCGUGGAUGGCCAAUACCGACACUGCAGACCUGCAGGAUAGCAGAGAUGCAUCAGAUGACGAUGACGACGCCACCAUCGUGCAGGAAGGGCACAAUCCACAUUUCUCGCAGCUCUCUGGCGCUACUCUGGUUUCUAGUCGUAAUGGAUCAACCACAAGUCUGCGAUCGCGUUCGACCACCAACGAGAACAUGCCUCCGCCACCAGGCGUUGCCGCAUUCCUGCCCCGCGGACAACAAGCGGCCACACCUCCGUCAUGGUACCCGCCUCCGUCGCACACCCCGCCGCUAACCCUAAACACGAACCCCGCCAUCCAAGCCUUGGCGAACUCUCCAGAACGAGGCAACGGUUCCUACUUUUCACCCGUCGAGACACCCUUGAUGUCCCGUACUGCGUCUACUGCAUCCGUUCAAGCUUACCCAUUCCCACGAUACCCUGCGGGGUCCGGAUACUACGAGGAGCCCGGCCAAUACACGCCAACCAGCAUGUCUCGUUCAUCUUCACGAGAAGGUCCCAAUGGGGCCGCUCCUUAUGCUCCAUUCCAAAACAAUGCAGCAUAUCAGAACAGCCAGCGGCUCCAGAGGCCAUCUCUGCCCGGGAUGAGCUCCGCGACGCAGGUUGGAAAUCAGCAAAGUCGCAUGCGGUCGGCUAGUAGUCCGAAUAUCCAUCACCUUCCCGGGUCAUCAUCGCUGUCUCGGGUUUCCCCUGGCGGAAACAUUCCCCCGGUGCCCUCACUACCUGGAUCAUACAUUCCGUACUCUGGCGGCCCCGCCGUGAUCAAUCGAAGCGAGACCAGUUCUCCCACAUCCCCGCAACUUCCCAUUCAUGGUCCGAUGACGGAUGAUCCCCAGGAUUAUCGGAACGGGAGCAAUGGCGUGUUGACUCCACCGCCCAACGGAAAGAGCCAGGUGAAGGUCAAGAUUCACUACAACAACGACACACUCGCGAUCAUUGUGCCAUUCAACAUUGCCUACGCACAACUGAUGGACCGCAUCGAACGUAAGGUACGCAUCUGUGGAAAUGGUCCAGAGAUCGCACCAUCAACAUCUAUCCGGAUUCGCUAUCAAGACGAAGAUGGCGACUACAUAUCAAUGAACUCGGAUGAUGAUGUGCUGAUGGCGUUUGACGUUGGGAGUGAACAAGUCACGCUCUACGUCUACUUGGCCUAAGUGGUUGAUGGUGUUUUUCUCGUUCGAUUUUUUGGUUGGUAUCUUUCUGGGGUUGA
Tricharina praecox is the source of this 3305-nucleotide messenger RNA. RefSeq lists its product as uncharacterized. Gene Ontology annotation, molecular function: guanyl-nucleotide exchange factor activity; protein binding. Gene Ontology annotation, biological process: septin ring organization; intracellular signal transduction; establishment of cell polarity. The coding region runs from base 367 to 3249 and encodes 960 amino acids. Gene Ontology annotation, cellular component: division septum; cytoplasm; nucleus. The record is from RefSeq and is a predicted model, not a curated record. NCBI's taxonomy places the organism in Eukaryota, Fungi, Ascomycota, Pezizomycetes, Pezizales, Pyronemataceae. The transcript is spliced from 6 exons.